Molecule: messenger RNA, 2208 nt
Organism: Cylas formicarius (sweet potato weevil)
Lineage: Eukaryota; Metazoa; Arthropoda; Insecta; Coleoptera; Brentidae
Product: ring canal kelch homolog
Exons: 11
Coding region: 180-2012 (610 amino acids)
Molecular function (GO): protein binding
Source: RefSeq, a predicted model, not a curated record
UUUUCCUUCGAAACUCAAGGACAAAUAAGGUUUAUUUAAAUUUUAUUAUUUUUUUUGUUAAAUGGAAUAGUAUUACCGUUCGAUCUAUAUUACCGUACCGUUUAAUGACGAAACUACUGUUGUUUCCGAUGUGGUAUGUUUAAGGCAUCAUUAUUGGCGUGCAAAUUUCAAAAAUAAAUAUGGAGCAGGAAAACCAAGAGGGUGCAAUGGAGCGUCAAGGAAGUUGUUUAAUUUUGAGAUGCGCUAGUCAAAAUUCGUUAGAUGAAAGUUCCCAGAAGCACAUACCUCAGAAUUGCCAAAAGUUGAUUUCUUAUAGAGAGCGGCGACCUUAUAAGAACCCCUUACAUACCCAAAAGGCGUUUGAGGUGAUGAACGCCAUGAGAAAGCAAAAAUUACUGUGCGAUGUUACACUAAUAGCGAAUUCAGUGGAAAUACCCGCUCAUAAGAUGGUGUUAGCUGCAUGUUCGCCUUAUUUUUAUGCAAUGUUCUCAAGUUUCGAGGAGAGUCGCCAAGAUCGUAUCGUCAUACAGGAAGUUGAUCAUUAUGCUUUAGAACUUUUGGUUGAGUAUUCUUAUACCUCCGAGAUCCAAGUGACUGAAGAGAAUGUACAAAUUUUAUUACCGGCGGCCCAUCUGCUGCAACUUACGGACGUGAGGGAUGCCUGCUGUGAUUUCUUGCAAGCCCAAUUGCAUCCCUCAAACUGUCUUGGCAUUCGGGCUUUUGCCGAUUUACACGGGUGCCUCGAACUACUCGCUAAUGCAGAUAAUUAUGUAGAACUAAAUUUUCCGGAGGUGGUUGAAUGUGAGGAAUUUCUUACCUUGUCCCAUCAACAAGUGUCCAAGUUGAUUAGCAGCGACCGACUGACUGUUCCAUCGGAAGAAAAGGUUUUCGAGUGUGUUAUUGCCUGGGUCCAACACGACUUGGAUACCCGACAAAGGCACUUAGCAUCUCUUAUGGAACAUGUCAGAUUACCACUCAUGUCUCAGGACUAUCUUGUGCAAAGGGUAGAGGAAGAGCCCCUGCUCAAAGCAGAUCUACAAUGUAAGGAUUAUUAUAUUGAGGCCCUUAAAUUCCAUUUACUCAAAGGAGACACCAAAACCACCUUUCGCACCCCCAGAACAAAGCCCAGACAACCCGUAGGUCUACCUAAAGUAUUAUUGGUGGUCGGGGGGCAAGCCCCCAAGGCGAUAAGGAGCGUCGAGUGUUACGACUUUAAAGAGGAACGCUGGUACCAAGUGGCCGAAAUGCCUACUCGAAGAUGCAGAGCCGGUCUCGCGGUUAUAGGGGGCAAAGUGUACGCCGUCGGAGGUUUCAAUGGAUCGCUCCGUGUCAAAACGGUGGACGUCUAUGAUGCCUCCCUCGAUCUGUGGACCAGCUCUGAGUGCAUGGAGGCGCGAAGGUCCACGCUGGGCGUAUCCGUUUUGAAUAAUAAUAUAUACGCGGUGGGCGGGUUCGACGGCUCGACGGGCCUCAAUACAGCGGAAGUGUUCGAUUUGACCAUGCAAAAAUGGCGUUCGAUAUCGUCAAUGUCGACCAGGAGAAGUAGCGUCGGAGUGGGAGUGCUCAACGGGUUUUUAUAUGCGGUCGGCGGGUACGACGGCGCUUCCAGGCAGUGCCUGAGUUCUGUGGAGUGUUAUUGCCCGGAGAGUGACACUUGGAGGUGCGUGCCGGACAUGUGCUCCAGGCGGAGCGGCGCAGGCGUUGGGGUUCUGGAUGGGGUUUUGUACGCGGUGGGCGGUCACGACGGACCAUUGGUAAGGAAAUCGGUCGAGGCGUACGAUCCAAUCAAAAACCAAUGGACACCCGUAAACGACAUGGCGCUGUGUCGAAGGAAUGCGGGCGUCAUCGCCAUGAACGGUCUGCUAUACGUGGUGGGCGGAGAUGACGGGUGCAGCAAUUUGGCGUCAGUCGAAGUGUACAACCCUAAGACCGACUCGUGGACAAUGCUGCCCAGUUGCAUGGGUAUCGGACGAAGCUACGCGGGCGUCGCGAUCAUCGACAAGCCCAUUUGAAAAUCGCAUCCUGUUGGCGUCGGGGUCUCUGGUUUUGGAAGCGGCUCGAUAUCGGGAAACAGGUACGCGAACUGCGACGAGAACAGCAACGCGGAAAGCGCGAACGGCUACGACUUUAACCAGCCGUCGACGUCGUUCGCGGACCAGGAGAACCUUUACGAGCAGAUUUGCUGCGACCCCGACGCCAACAGCCGGC